CGCAGAAUUUUGACAGCUGACAUCUGAGUGUGUGUAUGACGUCUUCGAAGUGACAAAAAUUGUAGUUUUUUGUAAGAGAAAAGGAAAAAUAAGAAUUUACGCUUUCAUAUACGUAGUUUUCGCACUUGUUCAAGUUCUGCUGAUGCAACAAAGAAUUACAUAAUUCUGCGUACUAAUGAGACAAGUGCUGUGUGUCAAUUUUAGGUGGUGUCGAUCGAUUGAAUCGGAUCGUGUUUCUCCUCUCUUCCGGAUCGCAUUUCCUGGUUAGACUGGAGGGCAGACGACACAAUUGGUGGCUGUGGCGUGGCUCCAUCAACUGCAGCUCCCCUGACAAUGGCUUUCAAUGAGGGUAGGCUCAAUGAAAAAAAGAGGGAGGAAACAAUAAUAGGAAGCAAUUAGUUAAGGAGAGUGUAUGCCACAUGUUGCAAAUCAGUGGAGAUUGAUAUAAUUAGAAUAAUGGUUGAGUAAAUAAACAUGUGGCGAGACAUUAGUGCAACAGCUAUUCAGGCACCUCUGGGCACUUACCAACAGUAUCCAGCAUCUGGCCCUCCUGCGCCUGGUGGUCCGGCGGUAAAUCGUUGGAACGUGCCUGGUCAGAGAUCUUCAUAUUCCCUGCCACAUCCAGCUCAUGCCAACAGCAAUAUGCGAUGGCAGCAUUUCGAUGGGCCAUCUUCCCAUACUCUGGCGCAUUCUCCGUCUUUUCAGCACAUUCCAUUGGCCCAUGGGCCUGUAGAUACGACUCGGCAGGUCAAAGCAAGGCCGGCUUCAAUGUACGAUACUCCACAGCAGUCUAGCUACUUACCGAGUUUUCUCCUCUCUGGUAUAACCAAAUCUAGCAAAACAUCAAAAAAUAAUCAUCACCAUCAGCAGCAAAUUGGAUUCCAUCAUGGUCAGCAGCAUUUACGUCAGGGCCCUGGAGAAUUGAAAGUGGAUCCCGAACUGAUUUUCACAAAACAAGAGAGAAUUGGAAAAGGAUCUUUCGGGGAAGUGUUCAAGGGCAUAGAUAACCGAACACAACAGGUUGUCGCCAUAAAAAUAAUUGAUUUAGAGGAAGCCGAAGAUGAGAUUGAAGACAUCCAACAGGAAAUUAUGGUGCUGUCACAAUGCGAUUCCCCAUUUGUUACGAAAUACUACGGAUCGUAUCUCAAGGGUACAAAGCUAUGGAUCAUUAUGGAGUAUCUGGGUGGUGGAUCAGCCCUGGAUCUCAUGAAAGCUGGUUCUUUUGAAGAGAUGCACAUCGCCAUCAUUUUGCGUGAGGUACUCAAAGGUCUAGACUAUCUGCACUCUGAACGGAAGCUUCAUCGGGACAUCAAGGCAGCCAAUGUUUUACUGAGUGAAAUGGGGGAUGUGAAGCUGGCAGACUUUGGAGUUGCGGGGCAAUUAACCAAUACAACUUCAAAACGCAAUACUUUUGUAGGGACUCCAUUCUGGAUGGCACCUGAAGUAAUAAAACAAUCAAUGUAUGACUCUAAAGCGGAUAUCUGGUCAUUAGGCAUAACAGCUAUUGAGCUGGCCAAGGGAGAACCACCUAAUUCCGAGCUUCAUCCGAUGAGGGUACUCUUCCUCAUCCCAAAAAAUAAUCCCCCACAGCUUACAGGAAACUACACGAAGCCCUUCAAAGAGUUCGUGGAGGCGUGCCUCAAUAAAGAUCCUGAAAAUCGGCCGACUGCUAAGGAGUUACUUAAAUUUGCUUUUAUCAAAAAGGCUAAGAAAAAUUCUUACCUUAUUGACCUAAUUGAUCGAUACAAGAAAUGGAAGUCACAGAAAGGUGAAGAAAGUGAAACGGAAUCAGAGAAUUCAGAUUCGGAAGAAUCAAAACCAGACAGUGACUUGGAUGAACCCUGGAUAAUGACGGUAAAGGGACUCCACAAUUAUAAUAAUUUCAAAGGACCCCCACCAGCUCUAGUCGAAGACACUGUGUCAGUUCCGCUGAUUCACAAUGGAGCCAAUAAUUCGCCAUCUAGGGAUUCUAAUUUAAAUCUGUAUAAAUUAAAUCAAACACGGCCAUCAUCAGCAACCAGCCAGCAGCAGAUUGGAGACAAUCGAAAGGAGCGUGACAGAGUAGAUAUGCAAUCGACUCAAGUACAACAAACAACAACGGAUGCUGCCACAACUCCUGCCAGUGUUCAGGUUAUGAAAGAAAAGCAGGAUAACCAUCACAGUCCACAAAAAGAUACACCGCAGUCGCCCAGUCAGCUGGACUGGGAGUCACGUGAACGAGAAAAAGAUGCCAAAGAGUUGCGUGACAAUAGAAGACUGUCAAAGGAGAUCCAUUUGAAUGAUCGAAGCCACGAAUCCAUGGUGGCUCAACAGGAAGACAAGCGUAUCAAUUUACGACGUGAUUAUCGCGACAGCAAAGAGGCUCUAUCACCGGUCGGAGGACAUAGUACAAGUGCUGCUGGUGGUAUUCCAGCCAAUGCUACAUCUCCAAACUCCGUGACUGUCUCCAGCGCUUCUUCUUCCUCGCCAACCUCCCACAGCAAUGCGGCAAACGGCAACGCGACUGGCAACAGUAUUACUCCCAUCACGAAUAUGGCAAAGACUGGAAAUCGUGUGAAUAGUUCGUGUCUCAAUAAUUUCAUCUCACCACUCUUGUCAGAAUUACAGCGAAAGUAUCACUACUCAAGCCAAAAUCCAUCGGCAUUGGAUGUUGUGGACUUGAAGGCGGCCUUUGAGUUAGCCGAAAGGAGCAGUCCUGGUGUCAGUGAUCUCUUCGUAAAGGAAAUCAUCCACAAAUUGGUGCCCGGCUUUUCAGAAACGCGAAUUAAUACGCUUAUGGACAAAGUUACGAGGGACAGGAAAUAAUAGGAAAUGAAUCUACAUCAGAUUCAAUUAGCAAAUAGUUGAAGUAUGAAUGGAAUUUAUUGUUAUUAUUGCUGCUAUAAAUUGAGAAGACAACAACAAAAUAGAGACAGAAAUAUGAAAGAAACAAAUAUUUAAAAAGAUUAUUUAGAUAAAAAAAAAGUUUUCUUCUCUUUUUUGUGAAAAAUAUCACAAGUGUUUUUUUUUUAUUGUGAAAUGAUGAUAAAGGCAAUUGCAGAGACUAUUAAAAUCUGUUAAAAAUAAAAAAUUGUUUGAGGAAAAAACUCAAUAUGAGGAAAAUCUUCCAGUAAUGCGUAGAAUAAUAAUGUGAAAAACCCUAUUAUUGAAUAGAGGAUGAUAAAAUAUUUCUAAUUAUUUCAUUGUUUUUAUCAGUUACAAUUAUUGAAAAAAAAAUGAUUGAAAAUAAAUUGCAGAAGCUUCAUAAUACACUAUCGCUGUAAUUUUGUUAACAUUAGUGUGGUAGCACAAUAAAUGUCAGAGCAACGACAAGACCAAUUUUUCACACUCGCUGCUAUACUAAAACAUGUUUACACAAAGCAAUAGACAUUCUGUGUUGCUCAUAAAGUUUAUUAUGGAGAAUAUCUUGACAAUUUUGAUUUAUUCUAUUUUAUAAAAAACAGUGAAAUUCAUACGUUAUAAUUUUAUUCUGCAAAAAAUACACUAUCACAAUUCUUUACUAUAUCCUCAUUGCUUUUUUUAAUGAGUCUUGUUUUAUUUUAUUUUCAUCAAAACAAAACUUCGAACAAUUGUAUAUAAAUCAAAAAAAAGAAAAAGAAAAUGAGUAUAAAACUGAUUUAAAUCCAUGAUUUGCGCAAUUUUUUGGAUUAUCUACAGUUCUCUAAAAUAUAAUCUAAAAUUCUUGGUGAUUGUAUUGAUUUCUUUGUGAACAUUUUCUGCAAAAAGUUGGGAGAAAUACUGUUGAAAAGAAAUGUAUAAUAGAAAAAGCGUUUUGAAGAUUGUGUCUUCAAUAUGAAAGAAAAAUAAAAAUUGAUGUGAAUUUGGUGUGCAAUUCUAAUAAAAAAAUAUGAGAAUAAGACAAAUACUGUAGCUGUUUUCUAGAAUGAUGGUUUUUUUUAAAUUUUAAUUGGACUCCAUGUGACAAUAGAAUUUGACUUAAGUUUUAAAAGAUUUUAUAGAUAAAAAUGAAGAUAAAAAAAAGAUCAAUUUACUUAAGAAAUAACAUAUAAAUUUGCAUCUUCCAUAAAAAUUUUAAUUCGAAAAAAUGUCUAAAAACAAAAAUAAAUUCAGAGAAAUAAUUGUAUUAAAGUUGACUGAUUAAGAGGUGAAAAAUAAGAGCUUUUAGAACUCUUUGUAAUUGAAAAAAUGUUUAAUUUUUAUUAUUUAGUUCCCUGGAUACAAAUACAUGUAACCACACUUUAAUUAUUUUUAAUGAAAAUCGAGAAAAACACUCAGUAAUUGCAGCCAAGCAUUAACAAGAAUGGUAGAAAAUGUUGUAAAUUGUUUUCCUAAAAUCCUUCUUACAAUUGUUGGUUUGUAGUUAGAAUUUGAAAAAGAAAUGAAUUAUUGAGAAGAUAAUGAAGUAAGAAAACAGAUGAAACACAUUAAGCUAAUAGUUUAAAUUGCAAAUAAAUUAAGAAUAAACAAUUAUUUUAAUAUAAAAA
This is a messenger RNA of Phlebotomus papatasi, 4445 nucleotides long. RefSeq names its product serine/threonine-protein kinase svkA (gene GckIII). Gene Ontology annotation, biological process: protein phosphorylation. The record is from RefSeq and is a predicted model, not a curated record. Lineage: Eukaryota; Metazoa; Arthropoda; Insecta; Diptera; Psychodidae. Gene Ontology annotation, molecular function: protein kinase activity; ATP binding. Bases 475 to 2805 code for a protein of 776 amino acids. The transcript has 11 exons.